Molecule: messenger RNA, 276 nt
Organism: Leptosia nina
Lineage: Eukaryota; Metazoa; Arthropoda; Insecta; Lepidoptera; Pieridae
Source: the annotation of a GenBank genome assembly
AUGGCGACGAUGGAUUUGACUAAUGAAGUGGUGCGGUUACGCGCCGAACUUGAGAAGGUGGCGACGGAGCGGGAUAUGCUGCUGUGUGAGGUCUCUAACCUUCGAAGGGAGUUGGAGUUGAGCGAAUUGAAACACUUGCAAGAUGACAGCGCCUAUUACCCCAUUGUUCAUCAUGACUCUAUGGCUAAGUUGACGUCAGAAGGUCCUUUCUCGUGGAUGAAGUCUCUUCGCUAUGUUCCCAACUAUUAUGGAACACGACUCAUUGAGCUUAUUUAA